This is a messenger RNA of Asparagus officinalis (garden asparagus), 900 nucleotides long. RefSeq names its product arsenate reductase 2.2-like. Lineage: Eukaryota; Viridiplantae; Streptophyta; Magnoliopsida; Asparagales; Asparagaceae. The transcript has 4 exons. The coding region runs from base 338 to 730 and encodes 130 amino acids. Gene Ontology annotation, cellular component: cytoplasm; nucleus. Gene Ontology annotation, molecular function: protein tyrosine phosphatase activity. The record is from RefSeq and is a predicted model, not a curated record.
UAUAUAGCCUUUGCGUUCCUUUUUUUUUUCUUCUUGAUGUCUUCUUUUUCAACAAACACCAACCACCAGCCUUUCUUUUUCAACAAACACCAACAGAAAUUUGGGGUAUCUGUGCUCCUGUUAAGGGGUUGAUUCUUCAUUCUCAUUUGAGAGUCGAGAAUUGGGUUCGCGCUCGUUUUCGGUGGGAUCGAGGGAGGAGGGAAUUGAGGGGCUCCGGUGAUGCUUUUAAGGGUGAUGGUGAUUGAAGAGAGAGGAGAAGUCGAGAGGGCAUAUUUGCACGAGUUUUGUUGAUUCCCACUCCCAAAAUUUCCAACUUUUCGCGGGGAGGGGGAGAUCCAUGGCGAGAAGCGUCUCUUACAUCACUCCAUCUCAGCUCAUCUCCCUCAACCGAACCAAAUCAGUCGCCAUUGUCGAUGUCAGGGACGAGGAGAGGAGCUAUGAUGCGCAUAUCGCCGGCUCUCAUCACUACGCGAGCGAUUCGUUCGAGGAGAAGAUGCCGGAGCUUUUGCAGGCUGUCGAGGGCAAAGAUACCCUCGUCUUCCAUUGCGCCCUCAGCAAGGUGAGGGGCCCAUCUUGUGCACGCAUGUUUGCAGACUAUCUAUCGGAAAUGAAAGAUGAUGCAAGGAUUAACAAGGUUAUGAUUUUGGAGCGAGGUUUCAAUGGUUGGCAUUCUUCUGGUAGACCUGUUUGCCGAUGCACCGAUAUUCCCUGCAAAGGUGAAAUCGAAUGAUUUUACUCCUAUAAUAUAGUCACGGCAAAAUUUAAAGACGAGGAUUGUCAAGCGUCACGUAGCUCUUCUUUAUAUUUUUCGUAUAUGUAUUGUAAAUGUCUUUGGAGGUUUGAAGUGCGGUUGGAUUAAUUUCGGAAUAUUUAUGAUAUCGAGCAGUUAUUUUUGCUUCA